Messenger RNA from Cutaneotrichosporon cavernicola, 1473 nucleotides. RefSeq lists its product as uncharacterized. The transcript is spliced from 4 exons. The record is from RefSeq and is a predicted model, not a curated record. Lineage: Eukaryota; Fungi; Basidiomycota; Tremellomycetes; Trichosporonales; Trichosporonaceae. The coding region runs from base 1 to 1473 and encodes 490 amino acids. Gene Ontology annotation, molecular function: L-amino acid transmembrane transporter activity. Gene Ontology annotation, biological process: amino acid transmembrane transport.
AUGUCUCACUUUGAUAGUGAAAAGCACGCGAUCGACCAAGCCGAAAAGCGCCACUCGGUCAAUGGCGGCGUCCAGGCUGGCAAGGAUAACAACUAUGCCAUCGAGAUCGCCCCGGCUGGCCAGUCGCAGCACGUCCAGGACGCAGUCUUCGGUGACAUGGGCGACGAUGGCCCCAACUACCGUGCUGUCGGAGCCCUCGGUGCUUUCGCUCUCAUGACCAAGGCCAAUAUUGGUAUUGGUGUCCUUUCCAUUCCUUUUGUUUUCAUGGAGGUCGGCAUGGUGCCCGGUGUCAUCUUGCUUCUUGUGAUCAACCUCAUCAUCAUGUACUGCGCGUGCAUCAUUGGUGACUUUAAGAUGAACCACCCUGAGGUGUACGCCAUUGCCGACGCCGGCUUUGUCGUCGGUGGCCGCUUCGGCCGCGAGUACUUUGGUCUCGCGUUUGUUCUUUUCAUGAUCUUCGUCUCGGCGUCAGGCAUCCUCACCAUCGCCACCGCUCUCAACGCCGUCUCUUCCACUGCCACUCACCACGGCGCGUGCACGGCCAUCUUCAUGGCCGUCUCCGCCGUCAGUGGCUUCCUCCUUGCCCAGCUACGCACUCUUGGCAAGAUUUCUUGGAUCGGCUGGGUCGGUCUCGUUUCAAUCAUGGCUGCCAUUCUCACUCUCACCAUCGCCGUUGGUGUCCAGGAGCGCCCUUACCUCGCUGCCAAGGAGUAUCCCACUGGCCCCUGGCCCAAGAACCUCAAGAUUACCAACAACCCGCCGUUCUCCACCGCCAUGUCUGCUAUCAACUCUAUCGUCUUCGCUUUCGCCGCCACUCCCACUUACUUUGGCAUCAUCUCGGAAAUGCGUGACCCCCGCUCGUACAAGCGCACCAUGUGUACCUCGAUGGGCAUCCUCUACUGCGUUUACGCAACCAUUGGCAUUGUCGUCUACUAUUUCUGCGGCCAGUACGUCGCCAGCCCCGCUCUCGGCUCGGCUGGCCCAACCAUGAAGAAGGUCGCCUACGGAAUCGCCAUCCCCGCCCUCCUCGCUUCCGUCUGCAUCUACCUCCACCUUGCUGCGAAGUACUUCUUUGUCCGCAUUCUCUCCGGCACCCCUCACCUCUCAUCCAGCACCAAGAUCCACUGGGUCACUUGGUACUCGUGUGUCACCAUUUCCGCCCUCGUUGCCUACAUCAUUGCCUCGGCCAUUCCCAUUUUCAGCAACCUUAUCUCGCUUAUUGGUGCUCUUAUCGGUCCCUCGGUCUGUAUCGCCCCAUACGCGUGGAUGUGGUACCACGACAACUGGAAGCUCAACCUCAGUGGACGUCGCAAUGUUUUCAUGCUCGCGUUCAACGCCUUCCUCUUCGCUCUCGCCAUCUUCUUCACCGGUGCCGGCACCUACGGAGCCAUCGUCGCCAUCAUCAACGACCCUAACCGCUCCAAGCCUUGGGACUGUGCCGACAACUCGAACACGGUCGAGACUAACAAGUAG